AUGGAUGAACCAAAAAGUAAUGAACGACACACAUCUGAUGUUGACCAAUGUUCAGGUGAUCACGAAAUAAAACAAAAUCAAAAUACACAUGAUGUUAAGUAUAGUCAACGAGAAAUAACAGCUACUGUUGGUUCUGAAUUGUCUAUUCGAAAACAAAAGCGGGAAGUCGACAAAAAUUUAAGUGAAUUUCAGACGCCAAAAUAUGCUCCGCAAGGUAGCUAUCCCACAUUAGUUCAACUAGUCAAAAAAGCAUUACCAGAAAGAACAGCAUGUCGAUUUGGUUGUAAAGGUAAUCGAUGUAAAUAUGAGAGUUCAGAUUUUUGGAGGCCGGAACAAAUGGCUAUUAAAGGAAUAUAUUCGCAUUGGAUUACUAAUAAGAUCCUGGCAUGUUCACGACCAACUACACGUCAUACUGAUUUACGUGAUCUUUUUUUACAGGCUGGAAUUCGAUCAAUUUUCAACUUGGAAGCACCUGAUGAGCAUAUAUUUUGUGGUCAUGGUAAUCAUCAAAGUGGCUUUUCAUAUGAUCCAAGUUCAUUUAUGGAAGUUAAUAUAUCUAUUUACAACUUUGCAAUGGAAGAUUACGGAACAGUAAAAACUGCAACAAUCUUGGAUAUCAUGAGCGUGAUGAGUUUUGCCAUAACGGAGGGCAAGAUUGCUGUCCACUGUCACGCUGGAUUAGGGAGAACAGGAUUUAUUAUUAGUUGUUAUUUGGUGUAUGAAUAUCAUAAGACUGCUCACGAAGCAAUUCAUUAUGUAAGAGCAAAACGCCCCGGUAGUGUUCAGAUGUCAAAACAAAUAGAAGCUGUUGAAGAGUUUGAACGAUUUAUAAUACCAAAACGACGUGUAUUUACAGAAUGUGCUGAUGUCACAGAAACAUUGCCAUUAGAAGUUCAUAUAAAAAAUCAACAAACAUUUCUUCAUGGACGUGAUGUGACGAUAUUUCGUUAUAUCCCGAGGAUUCUUUUUGCUUGUUGUGCACGUCUUGUGGAACUAUGCACAAAUUGUAUAAUCGAUACAGUUUUAGUAACAAUAAAUCGUCGUAAAGGUAGUAAACCAUGCGAUGUUAGAAAAAAUCUUAAAAAUUUAACGGAAGCAGAAAAAAACAUGUGGUCAAAUUUUGCACCAGUGGUUUUACAUGAUCGAGAACAAUUAUUAAAUUCUAAUUCUGCACAAGAAGUCAUUAAUGGAAUUAUUUUAUCAAUAGUCGAACAUCUUUUAACGUCUGAUCAAAAACAAAAAAUUCAAAAUUUGAAACAUAAAAUGAACAGUAACAAUAAUGGAAUCGAUGAAAUAUUUGAAGAAACUGAUCCAACUGUUAUUGGAGCUAUUAUGUGGUCUUGGCUACGUUCGUUAAAGUGUGGCGUUAUUGAACUACUAGCAAAAAUGUAUGCUUAUAUACGCUCAUUUGCCAGUGAGAAAGAAGGCAUUCUGUUAUUGUUUGUUAUCGUUCAUAUUCUUACACAAAGUCCAUUGCCAAACGAUCCCAUAUUGCAUAACUUGACAACAAAUGAAAAAUUAUAUGAUUAUUUAAUAUCAGAACAAAUGGAUCAUAAAAAUCAGCAAUCAGUUCUUGACUCUAUCGUUUAUAGUGCAGUUUUAAGUGUUGAUCAACUACAACAAAUAAGCGCAUUUUUUCAAAAAACAACUGAUCAAUUUGAACCUAUACCGGAAAAUACGAUUUAA
Molecule: messenger RNA, 1686 nt
Organism: Didymodactylos carnosus
Lineage: Eukaryota; Metazoa; Rotifera; Eurotatoria; Philodinida; Philodinidae
Source: the annotation of a GenBank genome assembly